Scheffersomyces amazonensis is the source of this 782-nucleotide messenger RNA. RefSeq lists its product as uncharacterized. The record is from RefSeq and is a predicted model, not a curated record. Lineage: Eukaryota; Fungi; Ascomycota; Pichiomycetes; Serinales; Debaryomycetaceae. The transcript has a single exon. Bases 52 to 540 code for a protein of 162 amino acids.
GUCUUGUUAGUAAGAAGAAUACCAAAUAGUUUUGUAGUGGUAUAGAUCAUCAUGGCUGACGAGACGGGAAUUGAGAUCGAGACAGACAGAGGAGUGACAAUUCCUUCAAAUAAUAAUUCUACUUUGGCAACAUAUUUGGAUGAAGGAAAGAAUACGAUAAAGUCACAUUAUGUUAUAUUUGUAGUACUAUUAAUAGGGGGAUUAUUAUUAUUUCAUUUCAGAAACAAAAUUGCUGAAGCACAUGAUAGAUUCAGAACUAGACAAAGAUCAAGAAGUGGAUUUUAUGAUAGACUUAAUGGAUUUGAGAAUGAUUUGGCUAGUGGGUUAAAUAGUGCUAAUUUUGAUAUAGAAUCUAAUAUCUCUAAUGGAGAUUCUAGAAAAGGUUUACUGGAAGAAGCUAAAGAAGCUAUUAAGUCAUUAAUGAAACUGAAGGGAUUAAGCUUUGAUGAAGCCAGACUUCAAUAUACUACGCAGAAGUUUUCUCAAAACAAUGUUGAUAGUAAUGGUGUACCUAAAGAUCCAAAAUUGGUAACCUUUUAAGUUAAAUUUAGUUAGAUUGAUUGAAUUUGUAUAGGGCUCAUUUGAGAUUCUAUUAAUGAAUGAUGAAUAAUAUAUGGAAUUAAAUUAUAAGUUAUUAUUGUAGAGUUGAGUUAUUUACAGUAUAGACAAUAGUGAAAUAGUGAAAUAGUGAAAUAAUGUAAUUAUCAUUACAAAUAGCUGAAAGAUGAUUUUACCACUAUUAUUCUUACUUACAGUAUAAAUACUCUUACUAACACCAAUAC